Messenger RNA from Colias croceus (clouded yellow), 2988 nucleotides. RefSeq lists its product as uncharacterized. NCBI's taxonomy places the organism in Eukaryota, Metazoa, Arthropoda, Insecta, Lepidoptera, Pieridae. The coding region runs from base 58 to 2988 and encodes 976 amino acids. The transcript has 28 exons. The record is from RefSeq and is a predicted model, not a curated record.
CCAGCACCUACUAAUCGACCAAAAGUAGAUAAAAAACCAAAACCAAGUCAUAUUCCAAUGCGAAAAGUCAACACUCUGAAGAAAAAAGCAUCAAACGAAAAGACACAAAGCAUCUUAUCACAAAAUAAAAAUAUACAAAGACUGCAAAUUUAUAAUACUUCACCGGAAGUUUCAGAUUUUUCAGAACUGCAUGAUGUUCCAGUCACUGUAGCUACAACGAGACCUAUUCCAACUUUAGGGCAAAUUUAUGGCAACUCAGUCAUUAAUAGCGACAUUUACAAUGAUUUUUUCUUGGGUCCAGUAAAUGAAAACUUAGAAGUUCAAUUUGUGACCCCAGGCAAUAGUAAUAAUAUAAGUAACGUAUCUCCUGGAAGCGGAUUCAACAUGGUCGAUACUAAUAAAGAACAAGGGAUGAGCAACCAACAUUCUUCAUUUACAAGCAACGCAAAUCACCGAGCAAGAUAUUUCCAAUCCACUAACGAUAAUGUUAGAGACUGGUUAUCGUUUGAACUAGAUCAUCCCACGAGAGAUAAUGAAUCAGCUAAAUCGAUGACAGUGCAAGAAACUGUGAUAUUAGCUAAGGACUCUAAAAUAAAACCUGUAAACCCUUUGCACAAAAUGAAUACUGAUACGAAACCGUUGAAGCCUCCCAACGAAUUCUACGCCACCUUCAAAUUCCCGUCCACACCAAACCCGACACGCAAGAGAGAACCCUGCAACAGCAUACAAGUUCCCUCAUACAUCGAGUGUCCUUCAGAAGUUCUGCAAAGGACCACCAACUUUGAAACAGACGGCAACGACACGUCAAGCACAGGGAAAGACGUGGACAUACAAGACGAUCUCUCCAGCCACGCGUGUGAACACCUGGACGACAGCAGCGAUGCCACCGACCAGUACGACUGGAGGCUGCCGAGCUCACAGUGCAGUGCCAUAUUCAAGUCAUCUAAGUGCUCGGAGACGACGGAUGGUUCCUGGAGACAGAGGGGUGACCUGUGCAAGCCGUCGAGCAACUUUUCGUCGCAGAAAUGUGCAGCGAAUUGCAGUUAUCAUGAAUAUUACUAUCAUUACUGUUGGAGAAAAGAAGUGGCCAUACGGGAAAAUAAUAUUCAAAGACUUCGCGAUUCUUUGGGCAAAUGUAAAAAGUGUCAGAAGUAUAGAAGAUAUUCAAAUAAAAACAACAAGAUAUCCAAACGAUUUGUAGACUUGAAAAACCGCAUAGUGUUUGGACGAGGGUGCAAACAUCGCUGGAAUCGCGUUUGGAAGAAAACCACACAGCGGUUCACGAAAUGGUCGAAAUCACCGUCUAAAUUCGCUAAAUUUCGAAUGAUGCAUUACUUACAACGCUACAACUUAGAUAACGCCGUCGUCCAAACCACUGUCCUAGUAUACAACGAAAGAGGGACGGACGCGCUGUCAAAGGGGCAACGGUCUGCCGCUAUCACUACGAAUACAGAAGUUAGAAAUGGAUCAAUAGCCUGUACAACGUCAAGAGUCAAAAAGUGUACAAGCUCUUAUCCGAAUCACGUUAAUGUUGGCCCAUCGGAAUUUUCAUUCGUCAAAUUGACGAAAUUACCAAUGGUGUCUCAAACAACGUCGGUGGAAAAAUCGUCGCCUUUCCAAGAUUUGAAAACGUUCAAAGAACUUAUUAAACUUAUGGAUCAAUCAGCGAAGAUGAGAUUGAGUCGUCAACUCAGUAAGUCGACGAGUUAUGUGGUUAUUCCGAGUGACAAAGCCGAGAAUGGGACAGUUACAGAAUCCCUUCCACCGCUAACCAAUAAGAUAACGAGCACACUGCUACACUUGAAGGACCAACUACCGCAAAACGUGUGCACACAGAUGAUUAUAACUUGUAAUAAUGCAGCCACCGAUAUAAAAUUCAAUCCAACAUUGGAGGCAUCGGCUACAACAUCAGAAUUAUACUGCGAUUCAAAAUUAACCGAAGAUUUUACGUCAGAGCACAAAUCAAUGAUGAAAUCGAUGCGUAUAACUCCAGAACCGUCGAACACCAAAGUAUCAACGGGCACGAUAACUUUCGACCCGGGUUUCCUCAAUACAUCUAGUACUGUUACAGAUACUGUAAUACCUUGCAAAAGGCUUGAGAAUAAAGGCUUUGCUACGUUGACUACACCCAAAGGAACUGUUUUAUCGUGCACCGGCACAAAGAUAAUAUCAGUAUCAUCGGUCAAUCUUCAAGCAGAUUCCGUAUUUUACAAUAGGAAGUAUAUAACAAAUACAGCAAUGUCCACGAAUUUGAUAUCGACGCGUAACAUGGUGUGUCACACGGCGCCGUCUCUCUACCAACAUACACUGAAAGACGCGUGUUUAGGCAUAGAUAUCGACGCCGGAUAUAAUAUUAUGAAGAAUGAUGAAACUACGUCCACGACAGAUAUAACAAAAGCUCUUAAUUUUACAAUUGGUGUCUCUACAACCAAACUUGUAGACAAGUCAUCUUUCAACUGUGGGUCGCCGAAAGCUCAACGCAGUUUUAAUGCAGAUUUUCGUCCAAGCAUGCAUUCAAUGUCGACCAACACAGAGUGGGCAAUACAGUCACGGGCGCUAAUCAUUUCCAACGUAGCCGUUACGGAGGUCCGCAAUACAAACAUGAAUGACGCUUUCGUUCAGUAUAGCGAUAAGGAGAAGAAUGAUACUCCGAAAUCAGUGGAUUCCGGGCGUAUCGGUCGCAGCCGCCUCAUGUCGGUGCGAAUGCUGGGCGACUCUUUCUCAGACGUGGACACGCAAGCUAAGCCGUCUAUGGCAAAUGCAGAAACACAUACGACGCCGAAGGGGAUCGUGUCGGCGUCUAUGCUAACGUCUCACUUUGCGUUUGAUAAAACUGUCAAUGUGAUGAAAGCUUCUAAGGAGAAUAAUACAGAUACACCAGAAGUCAAAAUAAACAAGACGUGGAGCAAUAUACCAUCUAGAUUGGAGAAGCAGACUGACGCGCAAGGUUUGUGUAAUAAUGUUUUUUCACAACUUACUCUAUUUUAA